AUGACCCCGUUAGAGAAAAUGCUCCAAGAUAUGGGCUCGAUUAGAGAAGAUGGCAGUGAUAAGUUCUUUGCGAUGGAGAAUAACUUUGCUAAUGGACCUCGUCUCUUCCAGUUCGGAAAUACAUGUUACUGUAAUUCCAUAUUACAGUGUCUCUAUUAUUCAGUACCUUUCCGAGAAGCCGUCAUAAAUUACCCCACCAGAACCCCAAUAGAAAACUUGGAAGCCGCAUUGGCAAAGAACCUACACUAUCAGAAUCCGGCCGCGAACCUGGAAGCCGAGGCCCAAGCGGAGAAGCAAAAAGCCUCUACGCCACAACGUCCAGGGGCGCCCCCGAACCAGCCGCAAAAGCCUGAAGACAAAGACUCCCCGGAAUACAAGAAGAAGAUGGCCUUGCAGACUCUGCCCCUUCUAGAAACCACAAACAAUUCGGCUAGUUAUGGAAUGUCGGAAUCAUUGUUUACAUCAUUGAAAGAUAUCUUCGAGUCUAUUGUGGCGAGCCAGACCCGUAUUGGCAUAGCACGGCCCCAGCGCUUGCUGGAACUUCUCCGCCGGGAUCACGAGAUGUUUCGGACUGCUAUGCAUCAGGAUGCCCAUGAGUUCUUGAUUCUUCUGCUGAAUGAGGUGGUAGCAAACGUCGAAUCCGAGGCCAUGAAACAUCCAGAGAAGAGCCUUCCGUCCACCGAAAACAUGGAAUCCUCUCAACAGUCUCUAAGUUCUGGUUCGAAGACCCCCAACACUACGCGAUGGGUGCACGAGCUUUUUGAAGGGACUCUGACAUCUGAAACACAAUGCUUGACCUGCGAGAACGUCUCUCAGCGAGAUGAGAUUUUUCUGGACCUGUCGGUGGACCUGGAACAACAUUCGUCGGUCACAUCGUGUCUAAGGAAAUUCUCGGCAGAAGAGAUGCUGUGUGAGCGGAAUAAAUUCCACUGUGACAACUGUGGCGGUCUGCAGGAGGCAGAAAAGCGCAUGAAAAUCAAGCGUCUUCCCCGCAUCUUGGCUCUCCAUCUCAAGCGUUUCAAAUACACCGAGGAUUUACAGAAAUUGCAAAAGUUGUUUCACCGAGUCGUCUACCCGUAUCAUUUGCGUCUCUUCAACACAACAGACGAUGCAGAGGAUCCCGAUCGGUUGUACGAGCUGUAUGCCGUCGUGGUGCAUAUCGGAGGCGGCCCUUACCACGGCCAUUACGUGGCUAUCAUCAAGACGCAGGAUCGCGGUUGGCUACUCUUCGAUGACGAGAUGGUAGAGCCUGUGGACAAAAAUUACGUGCGGAAUUUUUUCGGAGAUAAACCCGGCCUCGCUUGCGCAUACGUCUUAUUUUAUCAGGAGACUACGAUGGAGGCGGUCAUGAAGGAACAAGAACAGGAGAAUUUCAAUGCGACCAUGGCAGAGUUGAAUCUGAAUGAGACUACCGUGAAGCAGAAUGGGUUUGCCUCCCCAACCGGGCUAUCUCACGUGUACAGUGCAUCCCAAAUUCCCACGCAAGACGAGCCUCACCGGUUCACGGGCCUGAAACGCGCCCCGACGGCGCCUCAACUCCCGACUCACACCGAGCAUAUCGGCGCUGAAGCCGCUGCCCCGCAUACUCCGACAGCCGUGCUCCCUCCAGUGCCUCCGAUCCCGGAGGUCAACACGCGACCACUGAGUCCCAAGAAGAGCGACGUUCAAUCGAAGAAGGAGCGGGCCAAAGAGGAAAAGGAACGCAAAGCAGCCGAAAAAGAGCUGGAAAAACAGCGUCGGAAGGAGCAAGAAGCUCGAUUCAAGGAGAGCAAAGAGAAUCAGCGACGUCACGAAGCUGAAAUGAAGGCGGCGAUGGAGGCCAGCAGAGCGUCCAAGGCUGACGAAGACCGACGUAACGACAGUGGCAAGAGUGGCGGACUGAGUCGACUCAAGCGAGGCAGCAGGAGCUUCAGCCAGAGACUGGGGAAGGACAAAGACAGUCGGGCGUCGUCAUCUGGUUUGCCUGCGGUGCCCAACUCUGAUAACUCCAGUUCGAGCAAUAUGCCACCUGAACCACUCCAGCCCCUGUCGCCUCAAAAGGUCGCUUCUCCCGAGACCCUCCUAGUUCCUCAAGAUGAUGACCCGGAUUCUCUUAAGAGUCCUAAGGGCGAUCGAUCGACCCAUGGUAAAUGGCGGAGUUUCAGCAUUAGGAAGAAGUCCUUCAGCAUGCUUUCCUGAACAUGAUGACCUAUUACCCGCCACCACGUGUAUCAGAUCUACACUUUCUAUGCACAUAAAAGACGCAUUCUUGUCGUACAUAUUCUUUCUUCGAUGUAUCACCACCCUUUCCUUCCAGGCCGGUUUCAUUUUGACUUUCACGACGUGGCUCAUUCCUAUCAUGCAUGUUGGACCGGGCUGCGUGUGGAUGAAAUUGAUCCGGUCUCUGUUUUAACUGCACGAUUUUCUUCUGCCAGCUCCGACCUGCUUGCAUUUUAUUGCAUCGAACAACCCGCCUAGGUCUGCAUAUGAUUUAGCCUUUUUUUUUUUU
Messenger RNA from Aspergillus saccharolyticus JOP 1030-1, 2488 nucleotides. It is a transcript of the gene creB, whose product is annotated as ubiquitin C-terminal hydrolase CreB. Lineage: Eukaryota; Fungi; Ascomycota; Eurotiomycetes; Eurotiales; Aspergillaceae. Gene Ontology annotation, biological process: protein deubiquitination. Gene Ontology annotation, cellular component: cytosol; nucleus. The transcript is spliced from 3 exons. Gene Ontology annotation, molecular function: cysteine-type endopeptidase activity; cysteine-type deubiquitinase activity. The record is from RefSeq and is a predicted model, not a curated record. Bases 1 to 2178 code for a protein of 725 amino acids.